AUGCGGUCCGGCUUCAUUGCGGCGGUGCUGGCCGGUUUGGCAGGUAGGUGCUUGUAGUUUGAGUAUUUUACUAAAUUUAAAAAGUAUUUAUGAACAAAGUAUGUCCUCUAGUUUAUAUUAGGCUGUAUAAAACGUUUCGGACCCCUAAAUCUUUUUUGAGAAGUAACACUAACGACUACUUAUUAACCAUAUAGCACGAAAAGGGUGAUAUGAAAAGGGUAGGGAAUGGUCGGACUUUUUUUUAUAAAAUUUUGGCAUGAGUAAACGAAAAAAUAUUUUUAAAGCACAAUUUUACAGUUUUACUUCUAAAAAAAAUUUUGGGCGGGGUAAAAAUGACACGGGGAAUUAUAUUUUUUUUGCGAAAUCACAAUCAAACCUCUUUCAUAUGAUACUCUUGGGACUAUUUUAAGCCUGUCUUUAUAAUCAGGGUGUUACACUAGCUAGGGACUUGUUGAUAAGGGUUCUAUGACAAAACGUGGUCAAAACGCUGUCGUUAUAAUGAGGGUGUUAUACAACUACCGAGGGUCAUACUAAAGUUUUGAUAGUAUUAAAAUGAGGUUUCAAAGAAGUUUAAAUUCAAGUUUUUUUAGAUGCUAGAGAGCAAUAGGACAAUAUUUUAACAAAGAAAAUAUUCAAAUCCUUUUUAAGAAAAAUUUUUACAACUUUUUUUUUAAAUUUAAAAUUCAAUUCCAGCGGCCCAAAUCACGACAAUCUGCUCAGACCAAAAAACCUUGCCAUUACUCGAAGGUAAAGGUGACAUCUACGCGUGUGACACAGACUGUCCUGAUGGCUUUGCUUGUGAGAAGGAGGAAGGAGAUGAAGUUGGAGUUUGUUGCCCCAACCUAAAAGAAUUGAGUGAAUUAUAUGGAGAUCAAAAUGAAACCGCCAAAGUUGAUUUUCAAAAAGCUGCGGUUCAUAAAAACGUGGAAGAAAAGGACAAGAAGGAGAUUAGAAGGUCUCCUGGACGGGCUCAGAGGGGUAGGUUAUAUGAAGGGAUAAAAAAGGGAAAAUAGGAGAGGGGGGGGGGAGGUGUCUAAAAUAUUUUUUUUUAAAUUUGAAUUUAAAAAAUCUUGCCCGUGGCUAAAAUUACUGAAGCUAUUCUUCAGUCCCUCUACCAUUAGCUCCACAACCAUCACCAUUACCCCUCUCAUCAUCAUCUCUACUAUCACAACCAACAACAUCAACACCAUCAGAUCAACCCCAAAAACCGACCGGUAUAAUUUGUGAACGCCAAAAGUUCAAAACAACUUGUGAAUCUAAUGGUUUCAUCAAAUCAACACAAUUUGUACUACGAUGGUAUGUUCAGAAUGGUAAAUGUCAUUCAUACCCAUUCGGCUUCUGCCCUGGUACUAGAGUGGAUCAUGAUAGGACCAUGAGGACCAAAGAUGAUUGUGAAUUACUUUGUUUGACUCCAGAAGAGUUUAGACAUUCAGAUUUGUUUGACUUCUUGGCUACAGCUGAAGGAGCGAUCACACAACAGCCAGAAUUUGAAGCUUUAGAUGAGCUACCGUCUAAUGAAGCUGCUGUUGAGUUGGAGACGGCUACACAGAUUUUGGAAGAACAGAAAGCGGAGAAGACAUUGGAAAGUAAGUUUUUGUUUUGAGAGUGGUGUUUUUAAAAGGUUUAUUUUAUAGUACUUACAGAUAGGGUAGGAGAGAAUAGGGUAAGGUACGUUAAGUUAGUUUAUCUUACGAUAGGGGGACGACGGGUUGGGGUAGGGUAGGAUGUGGCAAGGUAGGGUAUAUAAGGUAAGGGAAAGUAAAACAAGUUAGAACAGGGCAUAGUAAGAUAGGGUAGAGUAAGGUGUGGUAGGGUAGGGCAAGGUAAAGCAGCCUGAUUGCCAUUUUAUACCUUAUAUUCUUCAGAAUUCAAGAAUCCAGAUGCAUGUGUUCAAUUCCUUCCAUUUAAAGCCAUGUGCCACAAAACGAUGAGGCCAUCUCAUUUCACGGUACGGUGGGUUGUGCUAAACGGUAAAUGUGAGUCAUAUCCAUAUGGGUAUUGCCCUGAAGAGUAUGAUCCAGAAGUGUUGAUAUUGAGUACGAAAGAGCAAUGCGAAGCUUUUUGUUCUCAUGAGCUAAAGCCUUAG
This is a messenger RNA of Bursaphelenchus okinawaensis, 2086 nucleotides long. NCBI's taxonomy places the organism in Eukaryota, Metazoa, Nematoda, Chromadorea, Rhabditida, Aphelenchoididae. The record is from the annotation of a GenBank genome assembly.